Alternaria atra is the source of this 1419-nucleotide messenger RNA. RefSeq lists its product as uncharacterized. Gene Ontology annotation, molecular function: alcohol dehydrogenase (NADP+) activity; zinc ion binding. The transcript is spliced from 3 exons. Lineage: Eukaryota; Fungi; Ascomycota; Dothideomycetes; Pleosporales; Pleosporaceae. Gene Ontology annotation, biological process: alcohol metabolic process. The coding region runs from base 1 to 1419 and encodes 472 amino acids. The record is from RefSeq and is a predicted model, not a curated record.
AUGUCUUCCUCACCAGACUUCAAGGGAUGGGUCGCUCACGACCCCUCCGCCGCUGAUGGAAACAUGCAAUGGGGUGACUACACCCCCAAGAACUUCGAGUCUACCGACAUCGAGAUGGAGAUCAGUCACUGCGGUGUCUGCGGCUCUGACAUUCACACCCUCCGCUCCGGUUGGGGCCCCUCAGACUACCCUCUCGUCGUCGGUCACGAGAUCAUCGGCAAGAUCACCCGUGUAGGAGACGAUGUCAAGGACCUCAAGGUCGGUGACCGCGUCGGUGUUGGUGCUCAGAGCGACUGCUGCGAGAGCUGCAGGCCCUGCAAGACCAAGCAGGAGAGCAACUGCAACAACUUCGUCAUGACCUACAACGCCAAGUACAAGUCUGGCGACAAGGCUAUGGGUGGUUACGCAAAGAACUGGCGUGGACCUGCUUCUUUCGCCAUCCCUAUCCCAGAGGGUCUGCCUUCAGAGUUCGCCGCUCCCCUCAUGUGCGGUGGUGUUACCGUCUACAACCCUCUUGUCUCAUACGGUGCCGGCCCAGGAAAGCGCGUCGGUGUCGUCGGCAUUGGUGGUCUCGGUCACUUCGCCCUUCUCUUCGCGAAGGCUCUCGGAUGUGACGAGGUCGUUGCCAUCUCCCGUUCCUCAAGCAAGAAGGCCGAUGCUAUGGAGCUCGGUGCUGACAAGUUCAUCGCUACUGGCGAGGACCCCGAAUGGAUGAACAAGAACGCCGCCGGCCUCGACAUCAUCAUCUCCACCAUCUCUGGUGGAUUCCCUCUCGACCAGUACCUCAACCUCCUCGACGUCAACGGUACUUUCGUCCAGCUCGGUGCUCCUGACGACCCAUUGCCCUCUUUCUCCCCCAUGGGCCUCAUCUUCAAGAACUUGAAGAUUGCUGGUAGCUUGAUCGGUACCAGGCAACACAUCCGCGACAUGUUGGAAUUGGCCAAGAAGACCAACCUGAAGGCUUGGGUCCAGGUCAGGCCCAUGUCGGAGGCCAACGAUGUCAUUGUCGACUUUGAGAAGGGCCUUCCCAGGUACCCCCCACAUAAUGCCUACGAACCAACAACGUCAGCGUCACUUCAAUCUCAGCCUACUGCUAUCCUCCAAGAACACAGACCGGAUCAUACUUGCCAGAUAUGCGCACAGUCAUUCCAGCAGCCAUCUAGAUUGAAACUGCAUUUGAGGAAACACGAAACGUACAAAUGUGAGCCUUGUGACACAUACUUUCAAGAUAGCAAGGAUGCUAGGAAAGACCUAGAACGCCACAAAAAUACCAAGGCACAUCGACGAAAUCUCGGUCUAGAGGUCAAUACGUCGCAAUUCGUGUGUCCGGUCGAGUGGUGCGCAAAGAGUAUGCCGCGCAAGGAUAAUCUGAAUCGGCACAUCAAGUCUCAGCACCCAGAUCACACGCAGUUGAAGUAG